AUGAAAUCGCAUGAGCAGUGAAAUUGAGCAUGCGCAUGCAGAUGCAAUAAACUUUCAUGUUCCGGGGAUACACCGAUUUCUUGUUCGAGUGCGAUUGUCUGAGAGUGAUAAGAGAUUUUGCGAAGUGUCCCUUUCUCAUCAAAGGUUUAUUGCUAUCUUUGAAAUAUAUGUGAUAUCUUAUGUGCUGUGAAGUAUAUACCAGGCAAUUGCUUUUUUAGUGAUGUGAUGAAUAGUGAUAUGUGUCUACCGGAUUUCUUGUGUAGUGUAACCCGUUCGCAAUUCAAAGCCUGGGAUGUCUGUUUUGAUACCGUAAAAUCUAGAAAAGUUUGAAACGUGCUUAGUCAAAAAGCCACUUCUUGAUUUUUAAUGUUUUUGUGAUAAUAAACGAAGCAAACAAUGGCUGAACAAUAUACUUCAUCAAAUUGGGACACUAAAGAGAUUGUGGAACGGAUACUGGUUCGAGUGUAUAGAAAAGGGAUUAUUAAUGAGGGCCAAUUGUCGAAGGACGCCCUUAGGAAAGAAACAAAUAGUUUUCUUCAGAAAUACAGUAUUAGUGGCUUCAAGUACAUGGACAUGCCAAAAUCAAUGCUCUUAUAUGACUAUUGUUAUUAUAUGAGAAAGAAUCUGGCUCAUAAUUCAAGGUUCUUUAUGGUAAACACAGGAAAGAUUGAAAAACUUACAGAAAUCUAUGCAGAAGAGGAAUCAGAAGAAAGUGGCAAUGAACAAGAUUUUGAUGAGCAUUGUGUUGAAUACAUAUUGACCACGGAACAGUCGACGAAGGAAAAUUUUGCAUUCUCAGAUAAAAGUUGCUUCGUAUGCAAAGAAAUAUUUAAUGAUCAGAAAAAAUAUGAGGAUCACAUGAAAAGUCAUGGACGGGUGUUUACGAUCAAGGCAACAAAUUGGUGGAAGAAAAUGAUUGACAUGACCUCAAAAUUUCGGGCAAAAGAAGGAAAAUUCGUGUGCAAAGUCAGAGCGACGAUGAAAGAAGUGAAGAUACAAAUUGAUAGGAUAGUUAUUGUUUUUCCUGAGGAUAAUACCUUCCAUCCCCUCAGUAUCUACACCGAAGGAAACUGUACAAAAUUCGACGUGCAUUGUGAAUUGUUUUCAGCAGUGAAUUAUCCUUACACUGUUCUUAUCUUCUACUCGUUGGCAUGCAAGACAUCUCUCCUGACGCAAUAUCACUUUACGGUGAAAAAACUUUUGAGCACCGAUGACAUCACAUUGGAUGAGAUUAAAGAGAAAAGGAUUUCGCAUCUCCCAAAUCACGUCAAGACAAUGACUUUUGAUGUCUUGCCUCUUUAUCAUCCAACGAAAGAGAUGAAGAUGCUGAUUACGAAUAAUUUUGAUUGCACUGAUUUGAAUUCAAAGGCAAAAGCUUUAUUGUUGCAGAUCGAGGAAUUCUUUAAUACUGGUUUAACUCAGUCAAAUUAUGUUCAGUUUUGGGUUACUCUUAUUGAAAUGGAGGAUUGUGCACAAACCGAGAAUAUGGCAAAGAUCGACAAAUUGAAUAAGAAUUUGAGUUGGAGUCAAGGAUACUAUUUGCUGUCUAUACCAAAUCUUUCUGAACAUAACCCUGCUAUAAUGGAAGGAGAUAGGAUCACAGUUGCACCAUCGGCACAGCCAAGAAAUAAGUUACUUGGUAAUGUGCAUCAAGUGAAAAAGGAUCACAUUGUGUUGGAUGUGCAGACAAGUGAUGUCUUGGACGUAAAAGCUCUCUACGAUAUCCAUUUCUUGCCUAACAGAAUGACGAUUCAGUUGGAGAGAGAGGCACUUGAUUAUGUAAAAAUGCAGAAUAUUGCAAGAUUUUUCUUUCCAAAUACCAUUCCAACACAUCCAAUUGAAGUUUCUAGGUUUCACUGGAUCAAUGAGAGUGUGAAGACUAAUCCUGAGCAACAGAGUGCUAUUAUGCACAUUGUGGGAAAAGCAUCUUUUCCAGCGCCCUAUAUCCUGAUGGGACCUCCAGGCACAGGAAAAACCACCACAAUUGUCGAAGCAAUCUGUCAGAUCAUUAAACGAAAUCCAGAUAUUAAGAUUCUUGUUGCAGCAAGUUCCAAUUAUGCUUGCAAUGUUAUUACUCAUCGGCUUCUCAAGAUACUACCAGAAAAGGUCAUUUUUCGGAUGUUCGCGAAUUCAAAGGAAUCCGAAUUGGAUUCCAUUGAUAAUAAAUUGGUGAAGAUUUCAAAUUUGAAGUAUGGUUCGCACUAUUACCCUGAUAUACCAGAGUUGGCUAGUUACAAUGUUGUGCUUACAACGCUAGCAAUUGCUGGAAAAUUUGCUCAAGCAAAAAUCAGCCGAACGCAUUUUUCCUAUGUGUUCAUUGAUGAAUCUGGUAGCUGUACGGAACCUUCAACUUUGAUACCAAUUGCUGGUGUGAUAUCUUCACUUCGUAAGAUUCAUGGUCAAAUUGUCCUAGCUGGCGAUCCUAUGCAGCUGGGACCUAUUGUGCAGUCUGAUACAGCCCGCGAAUGUUUGGGUGUAUCACUACUUGAGCGCCUAAUUGAUACGGGGAUCUAUGCUAAGGAUCCAAACACUGGAAAGUACAAUCCACGUGUUAUAACAAAGUUAAUUCGUAAUUUCCGGUCACAUCCCAAAAUUCUGGAAUUCUCUGAUGAGGUAUUCUAUAGUGGUGAAUUGAUGGCUGAGGGCAGUCCUGAAAUUACCCGUUGGGCUUGUGGCUGGAAAUUUUUACCGAACAAAUCGGUUCCAAUUAUUUUUGAGCACGUUAUUGGUGAAUCGGAACAGGAUGAUAACUCUCCAAGUUGGUACAAUAUGAGGGAGGUUAGACGAGUGAUGUUCCAUAUUGAUCAACUCAUGAAAGCCAAAAAUAUUUUUGGCAGAAAAAUCACACAAAAUUGCAUUGGAGUCAUUACUCCGUACAAAAAGCAAUGUCAGAAGAUAACGAUUGAGUGUAAGAAGAGGAAAUGGGAGGAUAUUGAUGUGGGAUCAGUGGAGCAAUUUCAGGGUCAGGAGAAACCUGUAAUAAUUCUGUCGACUGUGCGAUCAUUGACACGUGGUGUGGGAUUUUUGAAUAAUCCCAAACGUCUCAAUGUGGCUCUAACACGUGCCCAGGCUCUUCUAAUCGUAGUGGGGAAUGUGGAUACCCUUCAAACUGAUCCCACAUGGAAUGAAUUUAUUGAUUUCUGCAAAGGAAACAAUUUGGUGAAGAAGAUAAAUGAUAUCGGUUGUGCUGCGCAGAAAAGGACUAAACAUCAAGUUCAGAAUCAGGAAAAUACCAUAACUCCUACUAGCUCUACCAGGGAAGUUGAGCGUGUAAAGGCGAGUUCGGAGUUGUCACUUUCAUUGCCAGAUGUACCAAAGGAUGAUUUAGGAAGGAUUCCUGAUCUACGUAAAUCUGAUGAUCGCAAUCCCUCUGUUUGUAUGGAUCUCAUUGAGAAGGAAGUGUCGUCUGAAAUUGGAGCUGUAGCACUUGCGAAUAAUUCAACUGAGAAAGCCAAUGCAAUUGUCGUGGGAAAGGCGAGCCUUGGUGAGGCCUCUAAUAAUUUGGAUAGUUGCGAUAGAUGUGAGGACAAGAAAGUUAAAGAUGAAAAGUGUCUACCAAAAAAGAUUAUAUUUCCAGGAGAAUUUGAUCUAGCUUCUUAUACUGGUGCAAAAGGGGAUACUUCUUCGUACGAGCGUUGCAUAAGACCAAGGCCCGAGCCUGUUGUGGUCAAUGUGCCUUCGACAUAUGAAUUCGUAAACGCUCCUCCAAUUGAAAUACAUUACGAUGUCUCUCGUGCAAGAUCACCAACUGUGACUUAUACGGUAAAUCGUUUUGCGAGAUUCAACCCUAGUCCCCCCUUUGGGACUGAGAAGAAAAAGAAGAAAUGCUUGAUAAUGUAAGUAAAGUAAAUUCUCUUGAUUUAUGUAAGAAAGAGAGAGAUUUGCUAGAAUAUACAAAGAUAAAAAGGCACAAAAAAAUGAUUGAAUUGAUUUUCGAGUUAAUUUUCAUUCAAUAAUAUCAAUAAUACUUGAAUUACAGUUAUAUUUGAAGAAGAGAAGUAAAAACUGCGAAAUUUGUUGUACACACAAACUCUUACUCUUUGGCUUAAAAAGUAAAAAUACUAUAAGAAAAAAACUUUUGAAAUACAUUAUAUCAAAAUCUGAAGACAAAGAGUAAAAUAUACAAAUUUUCGAACAUUAGCUCAUGUGCAAUUUAUUUCAUGUUCCUUUGUCAUUUUUUUUUCUUUUGAAGGAAUUAACAGAGCAAAGAAGUAGGCAAAUUAGACGUAAUAACUUUUCAAAACAAAUCAAAAGUCAAUAAAAAAUGUAUAAGGGAGCUGAAAUAAAGAAGAGUACAAAAUUUUGAUAAUAAA
This is a messenger RNA of Phlebotomus papatasi, 4313 nucleotides long. Its product is annotated as putative helicase MOV-10. The record is from RefSeq and is a predicted model, not a curated record. Lineage: Eukaryota; Metazoa; Arthropoda; Insecta; Diptera; Psychodidae. Bases 397 to 3840 code for a protein of 1147 amino acids. Gene Ontology annotation, molecular function: 5'-3' RNA helicase activity; ATP hydrolysis activity; RNA binding. The transcript is spliced from 11 exons.